This is a messenger RNA of Drosophila sulfurigaster albostrigata, 590 nucleotides long. RefSeq lists its product as uncharacterized. Gene Ontology annotation, molecular function: protein dimerization activity. Bases 50 to 580 code for a protein of 176 amino acids. The record is from RefSeq and is a predicted model, not a curated record. The transcript is spliced from 2 exons. NCBI's taxonomy places the organism in Eukaryota, Metazoa, Arthropoda, Insecta, Diptera, Drosophilidae.
AAAUUAAGACUACAGAGGGAAUUUAAUUUUCGAUUUUCUAACGUCUCGUAUGCCAGAGCGUUUCGCCCAUUAUGAGGUUAGAACAGUCCCAAGAGUGGCAACUAUUCUAGAUUCAAGGUUCAAAAAGAUGGUUUUCUCUCAGUCAAAUUCAGACCAAGCUGCUAAGGCUUUAGAGAAUGAAUUGUACAACACAUUGCCCAAAACACAGCACGAUACGCCAACACCACCAAAUCCAGAACCGGAAAAGAAGAAAUUUACGUUCCUACAGCAAAAAGUCGCUGUUAAAUCUAAGUCGACCAGGACAGACGCUAUUAUAGCUCUAAGGCAAUAUUUGGAGGCUCCAAAUUCCCCGGAGAACGUCGAGCCCCUAGAAUUCUACAAGAUAUGCCCAGAUUCCAUGGAAGCUUUGAAAAGCAUUGCAAAACGAUACUUUUGCGUUCCAGCAUUUUCCACGGCGUCCGAGACGAUUUUCAGCAAAGCUGGCCAAGUCAUUAGUGAGCGCAGGAGCUCUCUCAAACCAAAAAUAGUUAAUAUGUUGAUAUUUUUGAACAAAAACAGCUUCCUUUAUGAUGUCUAUUAAAUAAGUUAAA